CCGGGCGCGGGGCAGGCCUCGGCCGCCUGCAGCCAGGCCGCCGGGAGCAGCGCCGGCGCUCGGAUCUCUCCUACCGCGCUUGUUUCACUCGCCUGCUUGGCGGGAUGGCUGGCUACCUGCGGGUCGUGCGCUCGCUCUGCAGAGCCUCCGGCUCCGGGCCGGCCUGGGCGCCGGCAGCCCCGACGGGCCCCAACUUGCAGGAGCAGCCGCGGCGCCACUAUGCCGACAAGAGGAUCAAGGUGGCGAAGCCGGUGGUGGAGAUGGACGGUGAUGAGAUGACCCGGAUCAUCUGGCAGUUCAUCAAGGAGAAGCUCAUCCUACCCCACGUGGAUGUCCAGCUCAAGUACUUCGACCUGGGGCUCCCCCACCGCGACCAGACCAAUGACCAGGUCACCAUAGACUCCGCGUUGGCCACCCAGAAGUACAGUGUGGCCGUCAAGUGUGCCACCAUCACCCCUGAUGAGGCCCGUGUGGAAGAGUUCCAGCUGAAGAAGAUGUGGAAAAGUCCCAACGGGACCAUCCGAAACAUCCUCGGGGGCACCGUCUUCCGGGAGCCCAUCAUCUGCAGAAACAUCCCCCGCCUCGUCCCCGGCUGGACCAAGCCCAUCACCAUUGGCAGGCAUGCCCACGGCGACCAGUACAAGGCCACAGACUUUGUGGUGGACCGGGCCGGCACGUUCAAGAUCGUCUUCUCCCCGAAGGACGGCAGUGGAGCGAAGGAGUGGGAAGUGUACAACUUCCCGGCCGGCGGCGUGGGGAUGGGCAUGUACAAUACCGACGAGUCCAUCUCGGGGUUUGCGCACAGUUGCUUCCAGUACGCCAUCCAGAAGAAGUGGCCGUUGUACAUGAGCACUAAGAACACCAUCCUGAAAGCCUACGACGGGCGCUUCAAGGACAUCUUCCAGGAGAUCUUUGAGAAGCACUAUAAGACCGAGUUUGACAAGAAUAAGAUCUGGUACGAGCACCGGCUCAUUGAUGACAUGGUGGCUCAGGUCCUCAAGUCUUCAGGCGGCUUCGUGUGGGCCUGCAAGAACUACGAUGGAGAUGUGCAGUCGGACAUCCUGGCGCAGGGCUUUGGCUCCCUUGGCCUGAUGACGUCUGUGCUGGUCUGCCCGGAUGGGAAGACCAUUGAGGCUGAGGCUGCUCAUGGAACGGUCACCCGCCAUUAUCGGGAACACCAGAAGGGCCGGCCUACCAGCACGAACCCCAUUGCCAGCAUCUUCGCCUGGACACGUGGCCUGGAGCACCGGGGGAAGCUGGACGGGAACCAGGACCUCAUCAGGUUUGCGCAGACCCUGGAGAAAGUGUGCGUCCAGACCGUGGAGAGCGGAGCCAUGACCAAGGACCUGGCGGGCUGCAUCCAUGGCCUCAGCAAUGUGAAGCUGAACGAGCACUUCCUCAACACCUCGGACUUCCUGGAUACCAUCAAGAACAAUCUGGACAAGGCUCUGGGCCAGUAGUGCGGGCGGGAGGGCCGCGGGUGAGCCCCCUCUCAGGCCCCACCGGGGAUGUUUUUUAUAAGAUGUUUUUAAAAGGAUCUGUUCCCCUCGCGGCGACGUGAGACAGGGGCAGUGUGUCUUACCUCAGCGCGUCCGUGUGUUCUGCACACUGUAAUUUAUAUUGCCCUGGGAACACGUGGCGCCCUAUUUAGCUACUAAAAAGUCUUCACGAAACCGUCUGCUGUGUUUGUGCCCAGCCGGGGCCCCGGAGAAAGAGGGCCGGCAGAGUCUACUAGGGACACGCUGGUGUCCGCAGGCCUGCGUCCCGGGCCUCUGUUCAUUCAGGGGCCACCGUGGCGGGAGGGGACCGGGCAGCACUGAGCGUCCUGAAUUCUCUAGAAGCCGCCUGACCAGCCCCGGGACUCUUGGUGUGCGGGCCUGUGGGCACCCUGAAAUGACCUGGCACGAUCCCGUUCCUGUAGCCUCCUCUCUCCAUUUCGGGAUUGCCAUCCCUUCCUCAUAGAUUCUCGUUUUCUGCUUCGUUGGUUCUAGCCUUCUCAACAUCUCCAGACCUCUUUCUAUGCCCUUUGCUUGGUCUUCCAAAUGGGUCUCACAUAGCAGCUGCCUCUCCGGCCUCUCUGUGGCUGCCUGGGGCUUGGGGCUGGGACCGGGGGCCCCAUGCGCUCUAGACCGCUGGGUCCCAGACUUGCGUUCAUCUUCAUUGUUCUUUGGCAAAACCAGAAAAGUAAGACCAUAAAGUUGCUGUAAAGCUAAAUGGAGCCGAUUGAAAGGGCCGUCUUUGCUGCAGAGAUUAUUUUCUACUUUUGGUGUUGACAUGUCCAGGGGAAGAGUUGUACCGUUUUCACUUGAUACAAUAAAUACUUGGCAACUGAAA
This is a messenger RNA of Ailuropoda melanoleuca (giant panda), 2334 nucleotides long. It is a transcript of the gene IDH2, whose product is annotated as isocitrate dehydrogenase (NADP(+)) 2. Lineage: Eukaryota; Metazoa; Chordata; Mammalia; Carnivora; Ursidae. Gene Ontology annotation, molecular function: NAD binding; isocitrate dehydrogenase (NADP+) activity; magnesium ion binding. Bases 105 to 1460 code for a protein of 451 amino acids. Gene Ontology annotation, cellular component: mitochondrion. The record is from RefSeq and is a predicted model, not a curated record. The transcript has 11 exons. Gene Ontology annotation, biological process: isocitrate metabolic process; NADP+ metabolic process.